UUGUAAUCCACAAGAAACAAACCAAUGUGUCUGGGCUGAGAGUUUAGCUCCGAAUGAGCAGGAAGGAGCUGCGCGGCAAGCUUGUGGACCAUGUAAAGCGGCUGAGGGCCUGCAAUGGAGGAGUCACGGGUCACGCCGGAGCAGGAGAAGCCACAGAAGCGGGUGAGAUUCCGCGUGGCUUCUGGGAACAGUGGCAGAGUCCUGAAGGAGAUUUUCAAAGACGAAGGACCAUCUGACUCCUUGGAUUCGGACUGUACCAGCAGUUCGGACCGAGCCAGUACUCCGUCCACUACUGGAGAUGGACACUUGUGCGGAUGCCUGGGCUCCGAACUGGACGACAGUGAGAGUGAACCUGAUGAUCUGCUCAUGUACGCCGGGGCCACAAAGGACUGGUCCUUCACCACCAAGCGGGUCAACAUUCUCAGUAAAAACGGGACCGUGAGGGGAGUUAAGCACAAAGUGAGCGCGGGUCAAACUCUUUUUGAAAACCUUCCAGAAUCCAACGGUCUGGAGCAGCUGCUUGAAUUCGGCCGGAUCGUGAUCUACACGACAAGUUUCCGAGUGGUCAGGACCACCUUUGAGCGAUGUGAGCUGGUGCGCAAAAUCUUCCAGAACCACAGGGUGAAGUUCGUGGAGAAGAACAUUGCUCUGGACUUUGAAUACGGGAAGGAGCUGGAGGAGCGCUGCAAACGCGUGGGAGAGCCUCCCUCGCUACCUGUGGUGUUCAUUGACGGACACUACCUCGGGGGCGCUGAGAAAAUACUAGGCAUGAAUGAAUCAGGAGAGCUCCAGGAUCUUCUGACAAAAAUUGAGAGGGUCCAGCAACCCCAGACGUGCCAGACCUGCGGGGGCUUUGCCUUCAUCCCGUGCCCAAUGUGCCAUGGCAGUAAGAUGUCUGUGUUCCGCAACUGCUUCACAGAUUCCUUCAAAGCCCUCAAGUGCACUUCCUGCAACGAGAACGGCCUGCAGCCGUGCGCGAGCUGCAGCCACUGAGGACGCAAAGUCACCCAACUUUUGUCUACAGGCCUGGAACCCACACAUGCUGCAGGACUCUUCUUCCAUGGCCAUUAGAACACAUUUUUAAUAAAAUGUAUUUGUACAUGACUAAGAGCUCUUUGUCAGGAAACAGACUCACAACAACA
Synchiropus splendidus (mandarinfish) is the source of this 1142-nucleotide messenger RNA. It is a transcript of the gene grxcr1a, whose product is annotated as glutaredoxin and cysteine rich domain containing 1 a. The record is from RefSeq and is a predicted model, not a curated record. NCBI's taxonomy places the organism in Eukaryota, Metazoa, Chordata, Actinopteri, Syngnathiformes, Callionymidae. The transcript is spliced from 4 exons. The coding region runs from base 115 to 993 and encodes 292 amino acids. Gene Ontology annotation, biological process: sensory perception of sound.